Messenger RNA from Diplodia corticola, 285 nucleotides. RefSeq lists its product as uncharacterized. Lineage: Eukaryota; Fungi; Ascomycota; Dothideomycetes; Botryosphaeriales; Botryosphaeriaceae. The transcript has a single exon. The record is from RefSeq and is a predicted model, not a curated record. Bases 1 to 285 code for a protein of 94 amino acids.
AUGGAAGUAAACCAACAAGACGAUGACCCCCGUCGUUCUCCGGGGGGGGACAAGAUUAUUAUCGUCGAUAAUGAGAAAGAAGAGACACGCUACCCCGCAGCACCCGCCGCCCUCCCCCCCUCUCAUUUGAGUUUUGGGACGCGGCGAGUGGGCGGUGCGGUGAGGCUUGAGGAGGAGGAAGAGGAGGAAGAGGAGAAGGAGGAGAAGGAGAAGAAGGAUGAGAAGAAAGGGGAAGAGAUGGAUGAGAGUGGUGUGAAUACCGUGGAUUUUUCUGUAAUGUUUUGA